Gallus gallus (chicken) is the source of this 672-nucleotide messenger RNA. RefSeq names its product translation initiation factor IF-2-like. The transcript is spliced from 2 exons. NCBI's taxonomy places the organism in Eukaryota, Metazoa, Chordata, Aves, Galliformes, Phasianidae. The record is from RefSeq and is a predicted model, not a curated record. The coding region runs from base 1 to 672 and encodes 223 amino acids.
AUGCAGCGCCACCCCGUGGCCGCGCCCCUCGCCGGACUACAAAUCCCAUGGUGCUUUGCGGCGGAGGCCGCGGGGCAUGCCGGGAGCCUGGCCCGGCGCGAGGCCCCACCCUUGGGCAGCCAUGGCGGCGCGUGGUACGUCAGUGCGUCGCGCCGCGCCGUAAAGCGCGAGUCAGCGCCCUUCCGGCGGCUCUCACCUCCGCGCUUUGCGGCGGCGCCGUGCGGCAGCGGCGGUUGGCGCCUUUGUCCUGGCGGGCGGCGGCCUGAGGCGGAGCGGGCCCGGCGCGGCGGUAAGUGCGCGGCGGGCUGCAAGGGAGGCGGACCGCAGUGCGGAGCCUCGUCCUUCGCGGGGCCGCGGGAAGGCGGCGGGCGGCACUGGAGGGGCCCCGCGGCCGCCUGGGAAGGGCCGGGCGGCUCGGAGCCCUCGCGGUGCGGUAUGAGUUCCGGGCGCCGCCCGUCUGCCGCCGGUGGGGCUUUGCUUGUUUCGUUCUUCGGUGCCCGGGUGCAGGGCGCUUGGGUCGCGGUUCACCUGUAUGGAGUGAGUGAGCUUCAGGGCCCGCUUCAGCCCUGCGGUCGCCGAGCGGGCCCUGAGCGACGGCAGGAGGCCCUGAGUGCUGUGUGUUACCUCAGUGUGGGGCAGUGCUUGGCGUGGGGCGCUAUGCUUGGACAGUGA